AUGAACGCCGCAGCUGACGCUGAUACGGCUAGCUCUGAACCAGUUGAAGCUGCUGGAGCUGACGCUGCUUCCCACUCCGACCUUACAAGGCGGCGUGACUUUCCAGCUGCAUCACAGAGCACGGCAGGCGUUGGCGACUUGUGCGGGUGGCCGCUGCCUGCGGCCCCUACCGCACGGGAGACGGAGGUGGGGUUUGAGGGCGGUUCGGUUUGGUACAGCGCGAAUGGCAGCGCGUGGAUGCAGCACGCGAAUCUGACGACGCUCCUAGCGGGGAUGGCGGCGGGAAUGGUACAGGCGGCAGUGGAAGAUCGGGAGCCUGUAUGCGUGGCGGUGCAUCUGCCACCCCAAUGGUUCCCGUGCGCCGACUCGCCAGCGGGCUGCGAGCUGGCAGUGUGGGUGCGGCCUGGCUCGACGGACGUGGCGCUGCUCAACCAUGCGUUCAACAAGCGCGCCUUCAGCUUCCUGCGCCCCUCGCUACUCCCGCGCUUCCGCCCCGCCGCCAUUCUCGAUGCCGGCGCCAACAUCGGCCUCGCCUCCCUCGUCUUCGCCAUGCGCUUCCCUGAUGCGCUCAUAGUGGCGGUGGAGCCGGCGCCCAACAACUUCGCCCUGCUGCAGCGCAACCUGAAGCAUCUCCCCCAGAUACUGCCAGUCAAUGCCGCCCUCUGGUCGCACGACUCCCGGAUUGCCGUCACUAUUGGCAUCAGGGGGGGCUUCUGGGGCUACGAGACAGUCCCGUGUGGGCAUCAGCAAGCGAGGGGAGAGCAGCAAGCGGGGAGAGAGCUGCAAGAGGGGGGAAAGCAACAGGAUGAGGUGGACGAGCGGCAGCAGCAGCAGCAGCAGCAGCAGCAGCAAAUAUCCAGCAGCACAGUGAAUCCCCUGUCACCAGCAUCACCUGGUGCCGCCAAGCUGCCACCCGCUUCUCCCUCCCCCUGCAUGGCGGCCGUGUCAGUGCCCUCCCUGCUGCAGCGCCUGCACCUGCUGCGCUUUGACUUUGCCAAGAUAGACAUUGAAGGCGCCGAGCUGCAAGUGUUCUCCCCCUCUGCUCUGGCGAGCGCAGUGAGGAGGGACAGGGAUGAUGGGGGCCUUGGAGGGGCAAGUGGAGGGAUGGCGAGAGGAGGGCAAGGAGGGAAUGGAGGAGGAGGAGGAGGAGGAGGAGGAGAAGCAGGAGGAGAAGCAGGGGGGUGGCACCGGGAUGUGGCGGUGCUGUCGAUGGAGGAGCAUGAGGACAAGGCGCCGGGCAUAGGCGUGCGCAUGAAGGAGGUGUUUCCGCGCGCACGGUAUGACGUGCGCAAAUAUGGCGAGAACACUGUGUACUUCAACCCCCGGCUGGGGGUGCGUGCCACGGCCCCAAUAGUCAGCCUCUUCAGACUAAUCUGGCCUUGGAAGGGCUGA
Messenger RNA from Closterium sp. Naga37s-1, 1392 nucleotides. NCBI's taxonomy places the organism in Eukaryota, Viridiplantae, Streptophyta, Zygnematophyceae, Desmidiales, Closteriaceae. The record is from the annotation of a GenBank genome assembly.